UCAGAAACUGAUAUCAUCAACGUUGUGGAGCAAAGAAUAUGGCAUUCCAUGGAAGAAGGACAGUUCGAAAACUUGCCGGGGAAAGGCAAGCCACUUAAGCUAGACAUGAAUCCUCAUGCAGACCCAGCUGAAGAUACGUUGUACAGAAUCCUAUCAAAAAAUGGUUGUGCACCGGAGUGGGUUGAGCUUAACAAAGAAAUAAGAACUAAUAUAUCUGAAUGGAGGGCAGCAUUGAAAAAAGCUUGGAUAAAUAAAUGCAGUGAUAAUCUUAAGUGGGUAGAGAGUUCAGAAGUUUUGAAAACGCAAUUACGUGAUAUCAAUAAUAAGGUUUUUCGAUAUAAUCUCAUCGUCCCUUUUGGUAGGCAAAUGUUUGGCCUUAAUUGGGAGAAAGAGCUUGGGCGUUUAGAAGAAUAAGGACUCUCAGUAUUUUCAGUCUGUUAAGCCUUAAGCAGGUUGAUUGAUUCUCGUGGAAAAUCAAAUUUUGUUUAAUCUUGUUGGACUGUCAUGCCGAGUAACUUAUCAGUUGACUCAAACCGAGUGAAA
Neltuma alba is the source of this 543-nucleotide messenger RNA. RefSeq names its product dnaJ homolog subfamily C member 28-like. The record is from RefSeq and is a predicted model, not a curated record. NCBI's taxonomy places the organism in Eukaryota, Viridiplantae, Streptophyta, Magnoliopsida, Fabales, Fabaceae.